AUGCCCCUGCACAGAUGUCCUGGAUGGCUGAAUGCUGUGGCCUGUGGGUUCCUGAUUCUCCUCCAUGUAAAGGGUCACGACUCAUCAGAGACCAGCCCCAUCAGAAACACACAUACAGGCCAGGUCCGAGGCAAGUCUAUCUACUUGAAAGACAUCAAAGCUGGUGUCCAUGCCUUCCUGGGAAUUCCCUUUGCCAAGCCUCCUGUAGGACCACUGCGCUUUGCACCUCCUGAGGACCCUGAGCCAUGGAGUGGUGUGAGAGAUGGGACCUCAGAGCCAGCCAAGUGUCUACAAAAUGAUGAUAUGGUGAAUGUAGAGGGUCUGAAGAAGAUAAAGAUAAUCAUGCCUGCCUUUUCUAUGUCUGAGGACUGCCUGUAUCUCAACGUCUACACACCAGCUCGUGCCAAUGAGAGUUCUAACUUGCCUGUGAUGGUAUGGCUCCAUGGCGGUGCACUGGUUAUAGGCAUGGCUUCCAUGCAUGAUGGAUCCAGGCUGGCAGCCACUGAGGAUGUGGUGGUGGUCUCUACCCAGUAUCGUCUCGGAAUCGUGGGCUUUUUCAGCACUGGAGAUGAGUAUGCCAGAGGCAACUUGGGAUUCUUAGAUCAAAUGGCUGCCUUACGCUGGGUCAAGCAGAACAUCGCCAACUUUGGAGGCAACCCUGACUCUGUCACACUUUUUGGCCAGUCAGCAGGUGGCACAAGUGUAUCUUUCCAUGUCAUUUCCCCCAUGUCGCAAGGACUCUUCCAUAGAGCCAUCAUGGAGAGUGGGGUGGCCCUGCUGCCUCUCUUUUUAUCUAACUCCACUGAGAUGGUCUUCACAAAGGUGGUAAAUCUAUCUGGUUGUGAUAGUUCGAACUCAGAAGCCCUGGUGCGCUGCCUUCGAGGCAAGAGUGAAGCAGAAAUUCUGGCUAUUAACAAGGCCUUCAGGAUCAUGCCUGCUGUGGUGGAUGGGAAAUUCCUACCCAGACAUCCCAAGGAGUUGCUGGCCUCAGCUGACUUUCACCCUGUCCCCAGCAUUAUUGGUGUCAACAAUGAUGAGUUUGGCUGGAUUCUCCCCAUGGUCUUCGAAUUUUCUAAGACAAUAAAGAAGAUAACCAGAAGGAACUUGCCAGCUAUUCUGAAGAUCGAGAUGGAGAAGAUGAUGCUGCCUCCUGAGUGUGGUGCCCUGAUAAUGGAAGAGUACAUGGGAGACACUAAGGACCCCAGGACCCUCCAAAUGCAGUUCAGAGAGAUGAUAGGGGACUUCAUGAUCAUAACCCCUGCACUCCAAGUAGCACGUUUUCAGCGUUCCCAUGCUCCUGUCUACUUCUAUGAGUUCCAGCAUCGGUCCAAUUUUCUCAAGAAUUUCAGGCCAUGGCACAUAAAGGCUGACCACGGUGAUGAGCUUUACCUUAUCUUUGGAUCCUUCUUCUGGGGCACGAAAUUUGACCUCACUGCAGAGGAGAAGCUGCUGAGCAGGAAGAUGAUGAAGUACUGGGCCAACUUUGCACGAUACGGGAACCCCAACAGUGAGGAUCUACCCUACUGGCCAAUGUCAAACCAAGAUGAGCAGUAUCUGCAGCUGGACAUCCACCCUUCCGUGGGCCGAGCCCUGAAGACCAGAAGGCUGCAGUUCUGGACCAAGACUCUUCCCCAGAAGAUUCUAGAGCUAAAAGGAGUACAUGACAAAAUCAAGACUGUAUAG
Apodemus sylvaticus (European woodmouse) is the source of this 1683-nucleotide messenger RNA. Its product is annotated as pyrethroid hydrolase Ces2e-like. Gene Ontology annotation, cellular component: intracellular membrane-bounded organelle. The coding region runs from base 1 to 1683 and encodes 560 amino acids. Gene Ontology annotation, molecular function: carboxylic ester hydrolase activity. The record is from RefSeq and is a predicted model, not a curated record. The transcript has 12 exons. NCBI's taxonomy places the organism in Eukaryota, Metazoa, Chordata, Mammalia, Rodentia, Muridae.